Molecule: messenger RNA, 2112 nt
Organism: Sclerotinia trifoliorum
Lineage: Eukaryota; Fungi; Ascomycota; Leotiomycetes; Helotiales; Sclerotiniaceae
Source: the annotation of a GenBank genome assembly
ACCUUUUACCAGCUUGAGGAGAAUAUCAUGUUAACGUUGCGAUUAAUGUAAAUUUUAUAACCCAAUUUGUACCAAAGUACUUUUCGAUCAUAUUGAUUAUUAAUCUGCCCGAAAACUAUCCAUAAGGCCUCGAAACCAAUUAGCGAGGCGUAUUCUAACCGUAGAACUGGAACUGGAUUUCUUUUUCACUUUGUUUAAGUGUUUGAAGUAUCAAGCUAAGAGGCCUAUACUAACUGACAGAAAAAAUGGUUAUCACAUUCCCAGCCGGCUGUGCGCUCUUGGUGCUGCUCCUCUUAAGCCUAUCUCAAUCCUGGGGCCGAAGCCUUCGAAGAAAUCUCCAAAGCCAAAUGAGCCAACUCAUAUCACACCACAAAGUGCAACAUUUACAGUUCCCUGGCUGUCAAAUACUUUAUAUUUUGCGUUCGGGGGUCUUGCACUUGCUUCUGUCAUGCUGUGAGUAGACUGAUUUCUUCUAUGACAUAUGAAAGCUUCACAAGACUCUCGCGAUCGUUACUAACCUCUCAAUAUUGCUAGCCUGAACUGUGGAGUCAAUGUCCCAGUCCUCUUCAAUUUAAUUGGUGCAGAAAUUAUAUUGGUCACAGGUUCAGAGAACGUACGCGGAAUUCUAAACGACAGGCAUCCCAUCACCACACAUCGAGUUCGGCCAAGAUUCAUCAAAUAUGCUCUUGGUCUACAUCCAAAAGCUGUCGCGCUCAUAGAAGCAGAUACUUCCGGAGCCCAGCUCGAGCCACUUCCUAGGAGUAAUGUCCCGGAUCACAGGCGCAUCCUUAGAACGCAGCAAGAAAGCACCUUUAAUUCCAUUUCCCACAUCGGUGUUCGAGACUUUAUGCCAAGGUACAUGAGCUGUUACGAGGGUUGCGUCGAGAACUCACAAAUUGGUGACAAAUGGUCAGACGUAUCGGAUUUGUUUAUUUUAUUGCGCGACCUGUCUCUAGAAGCUUCGCUGAACAGCUUAUGCGGGAAAUAUCUCCUGAUGCAAAGUCCAGAGUUUUCCAGCGCAUUUUGGGAGUUUGAUGAAAACGUUCACUUCUUGUUUAUGGGAUUCCUUAGUUGGUUACGACCAAGGGCGGCAAAGGCACGUAAAAGAUGCCUUGAUGCUAUCACAAGGUGGAGAGCCACUGCAGUUCAGAAAUCGCAAGGUCGGAAAGUUCCCGAUGAAACUUUAUGGGAUGAUUUAUGGGGAUCGAAAAUCAUGAGACUGAGAAACAACAUGUACGACAAAUUUAGUGAGUUCGAUCCGGCUUCAAGGUCGGGGGCAGAUCUUGGGGUCAUUUGGGCGUGAUAUCCACUUUUGACUCCGUCUACAGUUCGAUUUUGAUGUUAACGUCUUCCGCAGAGCAAAUGACAACCUUGCGCCGGUCACAUGUUGGCUGCUAAUGGCCUUGCUACGUGAUGACAGAAUUCGCAAACAGUGUAUGACAGAAAUGAGCAAGGCCCGUCUUCCAGAUGAGGGCCACUGUCCAAUUCCCCGCUUCGACUCUGGUAUGCUCGUCAAGCAACCAUUUUUAAACUCCGUCUUUAGUGAGGUUUUGCGACAUGAGGUCACGAUCUUCAUGGCUAAAAGCGUCGAGGAAGGCUACAAAUUAGGGGCUUAUACAUUACCCAAACACUCGAGGGUUCUCACUCCGUCACAUGUGAAACACAUGGAUAAGAGCCGGUGGAAAACACGACCAAGGGCCGAAAAGCAUCCCCUUGAAGAAUUUUGGGCCGAAGAUUCCUGAAUUAUGAUGAGCAGACCGGCGAGCCAUUCUUUUCGUUAAGCAGACUUGAUGGAACAUUUGUUCCAUUGGGUUUUGGUCGCAAUAUGUGUCCAGGUCGUCACUUUUCGGCCCGUGUCAUGCUUUCCAUCGUAGCUCUAUUGAUAAACACUUUUAAUUUCGAGUUGAAGGAGCAAAACGAUUGGUGGAAUGCCAUCAGGGACUAUAGAUCGUUUGGAUACAAUUCAUCUCGCCCUGGUAAAGAGACUCCUCUAAGAAUGAACAGAGAGAACACCGGCACAAUAUAAAUUAAAGAACCACUAAAACCAUUUGAAUUCGAGGGUGGAAGAUUUUUCUAAGGGAUUUAUCGGAAGAUUUGACGGAACUUUAAGGA